Messenger RNA from Solanum lycopersicum (tomato), 648 nucleotides. NCBI's taxonomy places the organism in Eukaryota, Viridiplantae, Streptophyta, Magnoliopsida, Solanales, Solanaceae. The record is from RefSeq and is a predicted model, not a curated record.
AUGAUUGACAAUCGCCGAGGUUGGCAUGAGAUGUUUCCAUAUGCUUUAUUGGGUUAUCGAACGACUACCAGAACAUCGACUGGAGCUACUCCAUACUUGCUGGUAUAUGAAAUAGAAGCAGUCAUACUUGCUGAAGUUGAAAUACCAUCAUUGAGAAUCAUCCAAGAGGCUGAGUUGAGCAACGCUGAAUGGGUGAGCAAGAGAAUUCAUCAGUUAACUUUGAUCUACGAGAAGAGAAUGGUUGUCAUUUUUCACGGUCAACUAUAUCGACAGAGAAAAAUUCGCUCUUUUCACAAGAGAGUAAGAGCUAGAGAUUUUGAAAUCGGUCAGUUAGUACUUAAGUGCAUUUUUCCUCAUCAAGAUGAGUACAAAGGAAAAUUCGCACCAAACUGGCAAGGGCCUUACAUUGUUCGUAAAGUAUUAUUGGGAGGUGCUUUGAUCCUGUCGGAGAUGGAUGGCACCGCAUGGCCAAAACCAAUCAACUCAGAUGUUGUCAAGAGAUAUUAUGUGUUUACAGCUUUGCUCCGAAAUCAACAAAUUCUUCCGAUCGUUGAAUAUGGAGAAGUCAAAGGAGGAGGAAACUAUCCAAAAAUCAAUAGUUUUACUAGAAGCAGGAAUCGUUUUAUAUCGCUUAUGUCAGAGACUUAG